Messenger RNA from Anguilla rostrata (American eel), 543 nucleotides. RefSeq names its product cGMP-specific 3',5'-cyclic phosphodiesterase-like. The record is from RefSeq and is a predicted model, not a curated record. The transcript is spliced from 4 exons. The coding region runs from base 157 to 543 and encodes 128 amino acids. NCBI's taxonomy places the organism in Eukaryota, Metazoa, Chordata, Actinopteri, Anguilliformes, Anguillidae.
UCUUUGACAAAGACACGCAGACUAAUUUGUUAGCUUAUGAUUUUGUAUAAAAUAAUUUGACAUUUUAAAUAACGUGCUGAUGUUGCAAGUGCUGGCAAUUGUAUUUGCUGUAUACAGCAGUUUUCUAACUGCUCGUGCUGUAUUUAGGAUGUUGAGAUGGAGGAGGAACACCAGGACAGAGAGCAGCCCGAGGCGGUGAGGCGCAGUGAUCCACAGUCUCAGUGCAGCGCCGAUGAGACGGAUUCUCUUGAAGCUGCUGCUGCCGCCACUGUUUCCCUUCAUGAUCCCAGUGCUGAGGGCCGAGACUGCAGCACUGGGGGCCCGGACUGUAGCGCCAAGGGCCCGGACUGCAGCCCCAAGGGCCUAGACUGCCCCAAGGGCCCGGACUGCAGCACUGAGGGCCCGGACUGCAGCCCCAAGGGCCCGGACGGCAGAGCUGAGGGCCCGGACUGCAGCCCCAAGGGCCCGGACAGCAGAGCUGAGGGCCCGGACUGCAGCCCCAAGGGCCCGGACUGCAGCCCCAGGGCCCGGAUUCUCAGCUGA